Messenger RNA from Oncorhynchus masou masou (cherry salmon), 2419 nucleotides. Its product is annotated as early estrogen-induced gene 1 protein-like. The transcript has 12 exons. The coding region runs from base 304 to 1449 and encodes 381 amino acids. The record is from RefSeq and is a predicted model, not a curated record. Lineage: Eukaryota; Metazoa; Chordata; Actinopteri; Salmoniformes; Salmonidae.
CAUACCCAAUUUACUGUGUGGGUUACCGGUGGCAUGUCAGUUGCAUUUUUUCCUAGCUUUAGCUUGCGAUAUGUGGAAAAGAGAUAAAAUGUCAUGAUAGAAGAAUUAGAGGCUGUUUGAACAGAAAAGUGCCUGACAAAUGUAUUGCUUGUUCUACAAUGUAUUGUACGCCAAUAUUUCAAGACUGGUCAGUAGUUAGUCAAGAGCAUUUGAGUCAGCAUCGUAUCAAGCACACAGAAGAAAAGGUUCUGAGGUGCCAAUACACACUGUGGUCGGUCUCAAGGUCAAUUAGAAUACCCUUCAAUGGCUUUUUUUGCGAAAAAGAAGAAAUUCAAGUUUCAGACACAUUUGACAUUGGAGGAGCUGACUGCUGUGCCUUUCGUGAACGGGGUAUUGUUCUGCAAGCUGAGAUUGUUGGACGGUGGAGACUUUGUUGCAACUUCAUCAAGAGAGGAGGUUCAGGAGAACUGUGUUUGCUGGAAGAAGAGGUUUACCUUUGUGUGUAAAAUGAGCACCAACCCCACGACUGGAGUGCUGGAUCCCACCAUCUGUCGGGUCUCUGUGCGGAAGGAACUCAAAGGAGGAAAAACAUAUUCAAAGCUGGGUUUUACUGACCUCAACAUGGCAGAGUUCGCUGGCUCGGGCUCUGCAGUCCGCUGUUGUCUGCUGGAGGGAUACGACACCAAGAAUACUAGGCAGGACAACUCCAUACUGAAGGUGACUAUUGGGAUGGCCCUCCUAUCUGGAGAUCCGUGCUUUAAAACUGCCCCCAGCACAGCAAAGUCCAUCUCCAUCUCAGGCCAGGACCAUGUCCUGCAGCUGGACUGUAAGGGGGAGGGCACUGGAACCCCUAACCGGCCCACUUCUCUGGGCCGGUCCAUGAAGCCCAGGCCCUCGAUCAUCAGCUCAGGUCUUCCAGAGGAGUCAGACCAGACCCAGGCAGCUAGCCCAGGGGAAGUAUUCCAGUUGGGGCACUCUCGCAACUCCAGCUAUGCCAGCCAGUUGAGCAGGAUCUCAGGCUGCAGCACAGAGCACUCCUGCUCCUCUAGUAUGUCUGACCUCACACACAGGAGGAACACCUCCACAGGAAGCGGCACAUCUGGGGGCCUCAGUGUGACAGUAGACACUCCAACAGAGGGAGAGAGGCUAGGGAGACCCCCUCGACCCCCUCGGCCCGUCUUGCCAUCCAACAGACCCCCCAGGAGGAAGCAGGAUUCCGUGGAGAGCCAUCCCUCCUGGGUGAAUGACACCCGCAUCGAUGCCGACGAUAUUGUUGAAAAGAUCAUCCAGAGCCAGAACUUUGCUGACAUAAGUAACACUGAAGACAGUAACCUGCGACUGUUUGUCAGUAGAGACGGCACCACAUCCCUGAAUGGUUUACUGCGCAGUAACAGGGUGUGUGCUGGUGUCUAUGAGCAAGUGGUGAUAGAGAGCCAUUACGACUGGUGAAGAUUAAUUUUAAUUGAGGCCUCUGCAAUGAAGCUUGUGGACUAACUCUAAAAAUAUAAUGCAGUCAUCCUGGAGCACUGGCUGAGCUGGGAGCCAUGAGGAGGACCGUACCGCACAGUUUACACAAAUAUGAAUAACUAUUGGAGAAAUGUAGUACUUUAAAGAAAAUACCAAUACAUUUUUUUAUACGCUACUUUGUAAUGUAUUUUUCCCUUACAUGACCCAAGGCACCAGACCCUCUCUGUGAUGACCGUGCUAGUCUCGUCACCACUGAAGAGACCUGGUGAUGGAGAAAGUCCUCAGCACUGUCUGACUGGUGUUUGUCCAAUUUAGACUGUAGUACUUUGGCUCCCUCUUGUGGAGAAAUGGCUUACUGAGGGAUCAGUCUCUUUUCUUCAACCAACUAUCUCAAUGGCAUACUCCCAGGAUUCCUCUCCCCUCGUCCACUCGUUUCCUUCUCAAAACCCAUUGGAUGAGAAAGCCAGAGGUCCCUCCCUUCUGAACUUCUCUUCCAAUGGGGUUUGAGAAGGAAACGAGUGAAGAUUAUGUCCCCAAAAAACAGACAUCACCUAUUCUGUCCAUUUUUUUUGUAAAUACAGAUCUCAAGGAACUGGAUAGGUGUAGCAGUUUCUGGAAGUUUUAUAUGCUAUAAGUUCUAAACCCAUUUGAUGGUUAUUUGGUGCAAACACCAGAGGUAAGAAGCUAGCUGUUGUUCUCAGAUUUGGGCAUACAUAUUCAACAUACUUUUACACUAGUAGAUGUCUCCAAACAUGAUCUUAUGAAGGAUCAUGAUUUGUUUGUGUUUUCCAACCAGCUGGCUGGUUUGUUGUAUUUUUAAAAAUGGAUUUUAACACUACAAAGAUGGUGAAAAGGGUCCCUGUUGUAUUAUAUAUUUUAUAGAAUCUCUCUCUCUCUCUCUCUCUCUCUCUCUCUCUCUCUCUCUCUCUCUCUCUCUCUCUCUCUCUCUCUC